Molecule: messenger RNA, 978 nt
Organism: Lasiosphaeria miniovina
Lineage: Eukaryota; Fungi; Ascomycota; Sordariomycetes; Sordariales; Lasiosphaeriaceae
Exons: 1
Coding region: 1-978 (325 amino acids)
Source: RefSeq, a predicted model, not a curated record
AUGGACUCCGAGCGCAUCAACAUCAUUAUCACGGGCGCCAGCGGUCUCGUCGGCCCUCUGCUGGCCUCGCGUCUGCUCAACGAGCCGCAUUACCGCCUUGUGCUGACCGAUCUCGCCGACCUCAUCGUGCCCGAGGGCGUCAAGUAUCCCGAGCAUGCCACGUGCAUCAAGGGCGACAUUACAGACCCAGCCUUUGUGCGGUCCGUCAUCGCCGCUGCCCAGCCCCUCGGCGCCGUCUUCAUCUUCCACGGCAUCAUGUCGGCCGGGUCCGAGGCCAACUUGGACCUCUCGCUCGCCGUCAACCUCGACAGCGUGCGCGGCCUGCUCGACGCUCUCCGACGCUCUAACCCAGGCGUGCGCGUCGUCUACGCCAGCUCCCAGGCCGUCUACGGGCAGCCCCUGCCCGCCCGCGUCACCGACGACGUCGCUCCCACUCCCCAUGGCACCUAUGGCGCGCACAAGCUCAUGACGGAGAUCUUCCUCAACGACCUGCACCGCAAGGGCCUGCUCGACGCCUUCAUCGUGCGCUUCCCGACCAUCUCGGUGCGGCCGGGCAAGCCAACGCAGGCGGCGUCGUCGUUCCUAUCGGGCAUGAUCCGCGAGCCCAUGCACGGGCAGGAGUGCGUGAUCCCCGUCGCGGACCGCGGCUUCAAGUCGUUCCUAUCGUCGCCGAGCACCAUCGCCGAGAACCUAGUACGCGUGCUGCGCAUGAACAGCGCGGCGCUGCCGACGCACCGUCGCCACAUCAACUUCCCGGGCAUCUCGGCGUCUGUGCAGGAGCUGAUGGACGCGCUGGCGCGGCACGGCGGCGAGGACCGGCUGAAGCUGCUGCGCGAGGAGACGGACCCCGCUCAGGAGGCCAUCCUUCGCAGCUGGCCCCAGGACUUUGACAUCAGCACGCCCCUGCGCCUCGGGCUCGUCGUCGACGAAUCGGUCGAUGGGCUGGUCGAGGAGUACGUCGACAGCUUGAAGAAGUAA